This is a messenger RNA of Eublepharis macularius, 1241 nucleotides long. RefSeq lists its product as uncharacterized. Lineage: Eukaryota; Metazoa; Chordata; Lepidosauria; Squamata; Eublepharidae. The record is from RefSeq and is a predicted model, not a curated record. The coding region runs from base 41 to 928 and encodes 295 amino acids. The transcript is spliced from 2 exons.
CUCAUCGGAUGAUGAGGAUGGCCCUAGUAGGCAGGAGUUGAUGGAGCGCAUGGCCGCUCUGGAAAAAAGGGCAGCGGGUUUGGCAGUGGGUGGAGAUUUACCUCAGCCACGUAGGGGUGCGAAACGAGUCGCAAAAGUGGGAUUUAACAAAGAAUUUGCCUCUCGUCUGUUGGCACUAGAGAAGAUGACAGCCCUGAGUACAGGGGAACCUAGCUCCAGUCAUCAUCAUCAUCCUACUGCGCCUGAAGCGGAAGGAGAAGGCUAUCUGCCUGGGCCUGGGGACUGUGGACAGGUGGCUGUGGCGGUGGACUCUCCUCUGGCUGAAGGUGCCGUGUCGGGCCAUGAGAGGAGGAGGAUCCUGAUAUGUGGCCACAGCAUGGUGUUUUGGGCGGCCAAUCAAGCUAAGAACACGCCGAUUGGAUCCCAGUUGGGCCUGAGUGCUGUGGCCACAGUGGAGUGGCAGGGACGGCGGGGCCUCAGGUGGCCGGGCCUCUUGCCUCUCCUGUUUAGGGGGCGGUUGCAGCCGCCCCCGCACAUUGUGGUCAUCCACCUGGGUGGGAAUGACCUUGGCAUGGUACAGGGUAAGGCCCUGUCAGUGCAAGUAGCAGUGGACCUAGCAUACAUAAACGACCGAUGGCCUGGUGUGCUGGUUAUAUGGUCCGAGAUGCUACAACGUCGAGUUUGGCGGGAGGCUUUGAAUCCCAAGGCUAUUGAGAGGGCCCGCCGUAAGACCAACCAUGACAUCAGGAAGGCCUUGGGGCAGGGCUUGGGCAUUUAUCUGCCACACCCCAGGAUUAGGGCCGAAUUUGCCAACCUCUACAGAGGAGAUGGUGUCCAUAUGUCACCUGAGGGCAAUGAGUUAUUUUUAGAUGACCUGCGGCAAGGGCUUCGGGUGGCGCUAGGCCACCUGUGGGGCGCGAGGGUCUAAGCAGAGGCUUGACCCUUGCGUUGGCAGGAGUUUUUGGGAAUAGGGUGCGGGCUGGUGAGCCCCUGUGGCAUUCCCCAAGGUUGGGGAACAGGGUCUGCUGUUAGGGCGGUAUGCAUGGGCGGCUACCGUCAGGGAGGGCAGACGCCUGAGGGGAUCCCCGGGAACAAGACCUCACCUCAUGCUUGGCGGCUGGGGCGCAACAGGUGCUUGAGUGGGAUCCCAGGGCCUAGCUGGCCGGGUUGCAGCCAUUCAGGAGAUGGCCUACACCCGGGGCAUUGGGGGCUCGCCCAGACAGGCAAGGCGGUGGUCAGGU